AAGAAAUAGUUUUUUUAAUUUAGUAGUGAUAAAAGGCGGGAAACUUUUAUUAAAAACUAUUCGGUGAAACAAUUAGGUACGUUGAGUUAGAAUUAAAUAUACAAUUUAAUUUUAUUAUUUUAUAUCAUAAAUUUGAUUUUGAAUUUAAAUAAUAUUAUUUUAAUUAAUAACGGAAUACUUAGUUAUCAAAAUGUAGUUGUUGAUAUUUUGACAAGACUCAUAAAAAUACAGUUUUUAUCAAACUGGGACGAUGGUGUGAAGUUUAUGAUGAUGGAUUGAUGUUGUGAUGAGAAGUACUUACUGAAUUUUGGUGCAAAAUGUAUUCACGUUGGCGGCUGAGUGUUUUGGUUUCCUGUGCAUUUGUGAUAGGGUACAACAAUGUUGCAGCAGAGCAACACAACAGCACAGCGGAGCUCAUCAACACCAACAUCACGCGGCUCGGUCGACAGGCGCUCUCCGACGCCGGCUACACGCUGCACCUCAUACAGCACAUAUACAUCACGGGUGCUCCAAACCUGAUGCAUAUAGAAGUGGAAGACUUGAAGCUGAUUCCGAAUCUCCGAACUUUUUCUAUAUCGCAGGCGCCGCGGCUACAUAAAGUGGACAAACUGCCUUCUCUGCCCAACCUCCGCACAUUCAUGAUCACGACGUCUGGACUCCUGGAGGUGCCCAACCUGAGCCAUGUUCAGGAUUUCAUCAAAUCAUCGCAGAGCUACUUGCAGGCUGUAGACCUGGAAGGGAAUCACAUAAGACGCAUCCCUCGCCACGCGCUGCGCAUCCGAGCCAUUCAAGUGUCGUUAAAUUUAAAUUUGAUCGAGGAGGUGCCCGCGCAUACGUUUAAAAAUGCACAGAUUGCAAAAUUGAGUUUUAGAGGUAACACAAAACUAAGACAUUUGGAUGAAAAGGCUUUUGAAGGGAAUCUAUUCCUAAAACAGUUGGACCUAAGCAAUACCGCCAUCACAUCUUUACCGACUUCGGGGCUGGAUAAACUAGAAGUCCUCAAACUAGACAAGACGCCAUCUUUGAAAUACAUCCCGUCCAUUUACGAGUUUCAGAAUCUUCAAAAGGCAAUCUUGACUCAUCACUUCCAUUGCUGCGCGUUUGCCUUCCCGGAGAUACAUGAUCCUGAGCGUCACGCGUCGUACCAGGCGCGAGCAUCGCUUAUGCAGAAGCAAUGUGAAGAUGAGAAAAGACUCAUGGCACAAUACACGAAGAAGCGAAAGGAGAGGUCUUUGCAGCCAAUCAGAGCCAUCGGAAUAGGCACGAGGCGAAACCUAGAAGAUGACACAGACUUGGAAGACACGGCCACUACAGUGGAGGAUUCAUCGGAGUCCGAAGAGUAUUUGGACCUGGAGAUGGCAGAAGACGAAGGCAUGUGGCACGCGAACGGACCUGUGGAUGACGCUGCCCACGGACUGGCUUUGCCGGAGAAUUGCAGCACUUUUAGUAUAAGAAACAAAGUGGAAUGUACACCAGUGCCGAACGCUCUCAACCCCUGCGAGGACGUGAUGGGCUGGUCCUGGCUGCGGGCCAGCGUGUGGUUCGUCAUCACCGCCGCCGUCGUCGGCAACGUCGCCGUCUUGCUGGUCCUCCUCACCAACCACGCAGAGAUGACCGUCCCCAGGUUCCUCAUGUGCCAUCUAGCAUUCUCCGACCUUUGUACUGGAAUCUACUUGUUCAUGCUGGCAGUAAUAGACCUCAGAUCCUUCGGAGAAUUCUUCAACUACGCAUACGAUUGGCAAUACGGUGUCGGCUGCAAGAUCGCUGGUUUCCUCUCAGUGUUCUCAGGACAAUUGUCAGUGUUUACUCUUACGAUAGUGACUGUGGAGAGGUGGUUCGCUAUAACGUACGCGAUUUACUUAGAGAGAAGAAUUAACCUGGCGACAGCUGCGAAGAUUAUGGUCUCCGGAUGGCUGUUCGCGAUACUCCUAGCUGGUCUCCCUUUAGUUGGUGUUUCGGACUACUCGUCGACGUCAAUAUGUCUGCCAGUCGAAAGCGAGAACGUAGGAGACGUGGUGUACCAAGGAUCCUUGUUCAUGACAAACGCUGUCGCCUGGGUCCUGAUAGUCGUAUGCUACGUUCAAAUAUACAGAUCUUUAGGGGGAGGUGGAGAGAAAUACGGCGGAAGAGGCGCGGCUGCAGCGGCAGAGAGACGCAUUGCGAAUAAAAUGGCUCUACUCAUCGGAACAGACUUGCUAUGCUGGGCACCAGUAGCCUUUUUCGGUGUAACCGCGUUAGCCGGAGCGCCUCUAGUCGACGUCAGUCAUGGGAAGGUUUUACUGGUGUUUUUUUAUCCGCUCAAUGCGUGCGCGAAUCCUUUUCUCUACGCCAUCCUAACGAAGCAGUACAGGAGGGAUUUGAUUACUCUGAUAGCGAGAAGUGGGAGGUGCAACUGGCUGGUGGCGCGGUACAAGAUGGCCGCGACCCCGCCCCCCACCGCGCACACCAACCCCUCCGCGCCCCCGCUGCUGCCUCUCGUGGAGCGCCAACGGAGUCAGACAUCCGACAAGGAGAAUGGAGAAGCAGUGCUUUAAAUGUUAGAAUAAUUUAUAAAUUUAAGUAUAAUGAUAUUAAAAUAUUAUUUAUAAUUA
This is a messenger RNA of Pectinophora gossypiella (pink bollworm), 2591 nucleotides long. RefSeq names its product lutropin-choriogonadotropic hormone receptor-like (gene Lgr1). The transcript has 13 exons. The record is from RefSeq and is a predicted model, not a curated record. Gene Ontology annotation, molecular function: protein-hormone receptor activity; G protein-coupled receptor activity. NCBI's taxonomy places the organism in Eukaryota, Metazoa, Arthropoda, Insecta, Lepidoptera, Gelechiidae. Gene Ontology annotation, cellular component: membrane. Gene Ontology annotation, biological process: G protein-coupled receptor signaling pathway. Bases 318 to 2534 code for a protein of 738 amino acids.